CCACCCACUUCCGGAAGAAGGACGGCGCGCGGCGAGGGCCAUUCGGAGCCCGCUGCUCCGCGAGUUCACAGAGGGGACGCGGAGGGACGAGUUUAGUGGGCGCUGGGGGUUCUGCCUGCCGCCCCCCGCCCCCCACACCAGGCCAGCCCCGGUGCCCUCUCAGGGCCGCUCGACCCCACAGCCUCGUUGCCGCCGGACGCCGGGGCUGAGCGCGGGUGCGGCCAUGGACUUCUCUAAGUUCCUGGCGGAAGACUUCGACGUGAAGGAGUGGAUCAACGCGGCCUUCAGGACCGGCCCCAAGGAGGCGGCGGCGGGGAAGGCGGACGGCCACGCGGCCACCCUGGUGAUGAAGCUGCAGCUGUUCAUCCAGGAGGUGAACCACGCCGUGGAGGAAACCAGUCACCAGGCUCUUCAGAACAUGCCCAAAGUGCUCCGCGAUGUCGAAGCCCUGAAACAGGAAGCGUCUUUUCUGAAAGAACAGAUGAUUCUUGUCAAGGAGGACAUUAAAAAAUUUGAACAGGAUACAUCUCAGUCAAUGCAGGUAUUGGUAGAAAUCGACCAGGUGAAGUCCAGAAUGCAGCUCGCGGCCGAAUCCCUUCAGGAAGCGGACAAGUGGAGCACCCUGAGUGCCGACAUCGAGGAGACCUUCAAGACUCAGGACGUAGCUGUGAUUUCUGCCAAGCUGACCGGUAUGCAGAACAGCUUAAUGAUGCUUGUUGAUACGCCAGACUACUCAGAAAAAUGUGUGCACCUGGAGGCGCUGAAGAACAGGCUGGAGGCCUUGGCCUCGCCGCAGAUUGUCACGGCCUUCGCCUCCCCGUCUUUAGAUCAGUGCAGAAUGUUUGUGAAGGUGUUUACUGAAAUCGACCGGAUGCCCCAGCUGCUUGCCUACUACUACAAAUGCCACAAGGCGCAGCUCUUAGCGACCUGGCAAGAACUGUGCCAGAGUGACCUCCCGCUGGACCGGCAGCUCACAGGGUUCUAUGAUGCCUUGCUCGGGGCCUGGCACACGCAAAUCCAGUGGGCAACACAGGUUUUCAAGAACCCCCACGAGGUCGUGACUGUGCUGCUGAUUCAGACUCUGGGGGUCUUGCUGCCCACUCUGCCCGACUGCCUCAGCUCCAGCCUGGAAAGGGCAGGGCCUGAGCUGGAGCUUCUCAAGCUGCUGGAGUUCUAUGACGCCACCGCCCACUUUGCCAAGGGAUUGGAGAUGGCGCAGCUCCCCCACCCACAUGAGUACAACCUGGUGAAAGUCACGGAACUGGUGGAGGCUGUGUAUGGUCCAUACAAACCCUACCAGCUGAAGUACGGCGACCUGGAAGAGAAGAACGUCCUCAUCCAGAUCAGCGCGGUGCCCUUGGAACACGGGGAAGUCAUUGACUGCGUGCAGGAGCUGAGCCACUCCGUGAACAAGCUCUUUGGUCUGGCUUCUGCAGCCGUCGACAGAUGCGUCAGAUUCACCAACGGCCUGGGGACCUGCGGCUUGCUGGCAGCACUGAAAUCCCUCUUUGCCAAGUACGUGUCUGAUUUCACCAGUACUCUCCAGUCAAUACGAAAGAAGUGUAAGCUCGAUGAUAUUCCUCCCAACUCACUUUUUCAAGAAGAUUGGACAGCUUUUCAGAAUUCCAUCAGGAUAAUAGCCACCUGUGGUGAGCUCUUGCGGCAAUGUGGGGACUUCGAGCAGCAGCUAGCAAACAGGAUUUUGUCUACAGCUGGCAAGUAUCUCUCUGACUCCUACAGCCCUCGGAGCCUGGCCGGGUUUCAGGAUAGCAUCUUGACAGACAAGAAGAGCUCUGCCAAGAACCCAUGGCAAGAAUAUAAUUACCUCCAGAAGAAUAACCCUGCUGAAUAUGCCAGUUUAAUGGAAAUACUAUAUACCCUCAAGGAAAAAGGGUCCAGUAACCACAACCUGCUGUCUGCGUCUCGCACGGCCCUGACUCGCCUUAACCAGCAGGCCCACCAGCUGGCUUUCGAUUCCGUGUUCCUGCGCAUCAAACAGCAGCUGCUACUCGUUUCCAAGAUGGACAGCUGGAACACAGCAGGCAUUGGCGAGACCCUGACUGACGACCUGCCCACCUUCAGUCUCACGCCUCUGGAGUACAUCAGCAACAUCGGGCAGUACAUCAUGUCCCUCCCCCUGAAUCUUGAGCCUUUUGUGACUCAGGAGGACUCUGCCUUGGAGCUGGCUCUGCACGCUGGGAAGCUGCCCUUUCCUCCUGAGCAAGGGGACGAACCGCCCGAGCUGGACAACAUGGCCGACAACUGGCUGGGCUCCAUCGCCAGAGCCACGAUGCAGACCUACUGCGACGUGAUCCUGCAGAUUCCCGAGCUGACCCCGCACUCCACCAAGCAGCUGGCCACUGACAUCGACUACCUGAUCAACGUGAUGGAUGCCCUUGGCCUGCAGCCGUCCCGUACCCUUCAGAAUAUCGUGACCCUCCUGAAGAUCAAACCGGAGGAUUACAGGCAGUGAAUAUUUGGGUGCCUUCCAUGUGCUGUGCUCCAGGCCCUGGGACACAGGCCAGAAAGGAGGGGGGAGAAUCACCAGAGAAACCAGCGAGGAAGAGGCAUCAGGGUGGAGGGCAGCCCCCAGACCCACAGAUCAGAGCCAUGCCUGGCAGCGAGGGACCGAUGCAGACCAGGCCCUGGGUCACAUCCAAGGUCAGCGGCAUGGAAGUAGGAAAUCAGGUUAGAGGGGAGCUGGGGGUCAGAUCAUGGACCAGCCUGCCGGCCAUGAUGAGGAUUCGAGCUUUUACUUUGUCUCAUUCGAAAACUCAGCGGGUGUUGGGGACUCUCAGGUGUUUUUGCCAGUAGCUUCUCUGUUAAGACGAACAGAAAAAGGUAAUUUGAGUGACUCAAGAAAAUAGCAUCUGAGCUUUCUCAAGAGCAGGAAGUCCUGUGGCGCCAGCUUUGGGCAGUAACUCAGUGGCUGGAGGAGUCAGGACCAGGACCAGCACUUCCUGUGAUUUUGACCUUUUCUCCACGUGCCGGCUCCUUCCCCCGGGCAGGGUGACUCUUGCAGCCGCAGACAUCACACCGCGGUCCAGGGGGAGGGACGAUGGCAGAAGGGACACUGUCGCUUCACCCUGGAGGCAAAGGCCUCCCGAGGGGCCCCCAUGGCUGUCUCCUCGUUUGCUCUGGUGGGUUCUUGGCCACCAGGCAUCCUCCCAGCAGCAAGCAAGGCUGGGAGCGCGGGCAGCAGGACACGUCUAGCUGGGGUUCUCUUGGGCAGGAUGGUCGCGGGGCAUUCAGUGGCAUCCCUGGCCUCUGUCCACCAGACGCCGGUGGCGCUGUCCAGCUGGGACAGCCAGAAAGGUCUCCGGACCGUGCCCAAGGGCCAGACUCCCCUCCAGCAUGGAAAUCCUGACGUGGACCAGGCAGGACUUUUUGCCUAGGCUGGGCGCCCUGAUGCCAUGUGCAGGCCCGGUUUCUGUUAAAACAAGAGAAGGGGGCACCACUGUGUCUGUGGGGUCCUUUGUUGGAAUUCAUGUGUCAGGCGUUCCUGCUGCAGCAAAGGCUUGUUUCUCUCUGGGAUGCCUCAGUGGCCCCGGGGAUUAUUCCCAUCUUACACACAAAGGCAUUAAGGUGUGGGCGGGUUAGGGGCUUGCCUGGUGCCCGCGGCGCCUGUGCUCCUCACCAUGGGACGGACGCAAGGCGAGCACAGGACACCUAUCCUGGCCAGGACAGUCAGCUUGUGCUGGCCCUCCGAAGUGGCACCACUGUGCGCACAGCCUCUCGGAAACUGGCCCUCACAGGCUGCCCGGGCCAGUGCCAUGCUGUUCCUAUCAUCUAGGGUUUCCCCACGUUCUGUCCACAUACACUGGCCCUGAAAGAACCCGCACCAAGAAAAAUACUGUGUUUUCUCAUGUGGUGGAUCAUGGGCUGUCCCUGGCAGGGAUCGAGCCUGGGUCCUGCCUUGAAGAAGUGAGAGCUGGAAACCUGGAAGGCAGAAUGUACUAUGCAAAGUGGAAACCUCUUUGGGGUGACCUUUGUGCCAGUGUCCAGGAGACCUGUUUGAUUCUUGGCUUCACCACCUCCCGACUGUGUGAUCUUAGGGAAGUAGCUUCCCCUCUCUGAGCCUCAUUUCCUCUUGUGAAAGAUGGGAGCCACAGUAGUACCUAAUCAGGGUUAUUUGAAGAACUGGUGAGGUCCGGCAGGGGUAAGGCAUGUAACAAGUGCCCCUUCCCACUCCUGCUUCACAGUGUCUCUGAACAGAACCUCUCACAGCUCAGGAUGAAUGUGUGUCCCGGGCUGAUUCAGUGACCUCCAUUCUUGGGGCUUUUGCUGGAACACUGUGAAGAAGAAGGUUUCUUCCCACCAUGUAUAGUUGCUGAGCUGAGGGAACGGAGCCUGAACUGUGCGGGGAGGAGCAGCACGUGGAGAGAACCUGUUUGCGAGGGACAUCAACAUGGACCUGAGUCAGCCCGGAGCUGGGGAAAGCACCAGAUCUAGGUGAACCCCAGGAACAGUCGUACUUGAAAUCACUGGACUUUUAUUACAAGAACUAAUGGACUUCCUCUUUUAGCUUAAGUCAGCUCGAAUUAGUGUGACCCAAGAGCUGGCAAAAGGAGCUCAAUAAUAACCACUGCUCUGCCUGCCCCACAGCUUCAGAUGAGACGGAAAAUAGGAAAGCUCUGGACUCCUAGAAGGGUAUUGUGACUGCUGGCAGCGAGGGGAUGAGGCUGGAGUUUCACCUUCGUCACCUAGUGGGGAAGUGUCUGGGGCACCUGACUUCACCUGAGUCUCAAUGUGCUUACCCUUAAGAUGAGAUGAUAAUGCUUCUCAGUCAUUCUGAGAAUUAAUUGAAAAAAGAGGUACAAAGUACUUGGCCUAGUGCUUGGCAUGUGGUGUUUGAUACAGUGUAGCCAUUGUCUGAUAACCACAACAAAUAAUCAUUGUGUGGUGACAACUAUCCCUAGUAAUAAAAGUAGUAGUCGUGGGAGUUAGCGUGGCAGCCACCGAGAACUGGACCCCAGCCUGCAGACUCGCCUGGCCCCGAGCUGGGAAACCCUGUUCCCCCAGGCCCUCCCCACACAAUGCUUCCCAGCGCUGUCUUUGGCUGGAGUGGCACCAAGUCUGGGGCACCGCCUUCCUCCACAGGUGCCACUGUGGGUACUUCAUGGGAGGUCGGCUUGUUUGCCUUCCCAGCCAAGGACCCAGGUGUUCCCCAGCAGCAGGGCGGGGCCCUCAGAGGUCCAGGCUCUACAGCCAGCGCUGCUUUGUGACCGGGGCUGGCAGGUGGUCCGCUCUCCGCACCUGACCAGCCCCAUGCUUCUUUGGUAACAGCUCUCUGGUCUCUCUUUGGAGAGCCAUCAGGGUUCCCAUGCUUAACAAUUAAAAAUACAGGACACGCAGUUAAAUUUGAGUUUCAGAAAAACAACAAAUGAUUUUAUUAGUAUAAUAUGUCCCAAAUAUCUUUUUAAAAUUUUUAAAAUAUGUUUAUUCAUUUAGAGAGCGAGCGUACACACAGGGGCAGAGGAGGAAGCAGAGAGAAUCUGAAGCAGACUCCACACUGAGGCAGAGCCCCAUAAAGGACUCGAUCUCACAACCCUGAGAUCAUGACCUGAGCCGAAAUCAAAAGUCAGCCGCUUAACCUGCUGGGUCACCUAGGUGCCCCUGUCCCAAAUACUACUUGCAUAUACUCACACUAAAAAAGUCAAUUCAUAGUCUAUCUGAAAUUCCUAUUUAACUUGGGGGCCUGUAUUUUAUCCGGCAGUCUUUGGCCUGGUGUCCCCACCACCUGAUUCUGCUGGGGGCCGCCUGGCCUCAGGUGUGGGCAGGGUCUGGCCCAUCCAAGCAGCCGG
Molecule: messenger RNA, 5804 nt
Organism: Mustela lutreola (European mink)
Lineage: Eukaryota; Metazoa; Chordata; Mammalia; Carnivora; Mustelidae
Gene: COG7
Product: component of oligomeric golgi complex 7
Exons: 18
Coding region: 224-2473 (749 amino acids)
Biological process (GO): intracellular protein transport; retrograde vesicle-mediated transport, Golgi to endoplasmic reticulum; Golgi organization
Cellular component (GO): COG complex
Source: RefSeq, a predicted model, not a curated record